GUGUAUGUUUACAUUAAAAUUGAAUUUAUAUAUUUUGAAGAUAAAAUACUUUAGGAUUGAUACUUCGACCUAAUGAAAAUUACUUUAUUCGAGUCCAACUAGGUUAGGAAGCAUGAGUCUGUCAUCCAUAUUUCUAUUCUAAUUAUACUGUCGCAUGUAAAUAUGCACGGUCGUACGUCUUUAAAUGUAAAUAUGUACAUGUACGGAAUUGGAUGAAAAAGUUACUUAUAAUUUGUUAACUAGCCUAUAUAAAUUUACUUAUGCGUAAAACAAGGUUAAAGUCACGCUCCAUAUGAGAAAAUAUGACAAGGAAACAAUAGAAAUAUUAAAAUGGGCAAGAUAUUUUGUUACAUAAAUAGCCAUAUUCUCGAUAGUUAUAUUGGAAAUAGAAUAAAUUUAUCGUAUAAAUUUAAGUAGAAAAUUUGGUUUCUAAGAACAUUUCUAAUUUAUGAAAGCUUUGUGAAUUACAAAUUUGCGUAAACCAGCAACUUUUCGUAUUCCUUUAUGCCAUACUGCCAUCUAUUAAAUGUAAUACAUAGCCUGUAUAGCAAACGUGGAAGUUUGUUUUGCAAAGGGAUCGAUGGGAAUGUUGUACCGUAUAUAAUAUCCCAAUUUUGUUAUAAAUAUGGAAUAUAUAUACCGUUUACCAUUUUUAGCAUUAGAAGUACCGAACUUAAAAUUAAAAAAACCAUCAUGGUUUGUGAAACCUAGUUCUAUGGUAGUUUUCUCGCUUAUACUUUUGUCAUAUUUUCUAGUAACCGGAGGUAUAAUAUAUGACGUAAUUGUGGAACCACCUAGUGUAGGAUCAACAACAGAUGAACACGGUCAUACAAGACCUGUGGCAUUCAUGCCAUACCGUGUAAAUGGGCAAUAUAUUAUGGAAGGACUGGCAUCUAGUUUCCUCUUUACUUCAGGUGGAAUUGGCUUUAUACUAUUAGACCAAACGCAUAGUCCAUCAACGCCUAAACUCAAUAGAGUUCUUUUAAUAUGUGUUGGAUUUAUUAGUGUUAUUGUAUCGUUUAUUACCUGUUGGAUUUUCAUGAGGAUGAAGCUACCGGGAUAUCUGCAAUCAUAAAUUCAGCGAGAUUAAGAAUGAUGUGAAUUAGAGAUCAAUAUUUUUUACACAUUAAAACUGUCACAUUUUGUAUUAAAUAUAUUUAAUAUGUACUUUACAAAUAAUAUUAAAAAAAUAUUUAAAAA
This is a messenger RNA of Bombus pyrosoma, 1200 nucleotides long. Its product is annotated as oligosaccharyltransferase complex subunit OSTC. Gene Ontology annotation, cellular component: oligosaccharyltransferase complex. The transcript is spliced from 4 exons. The record is from RefSeq and is a predicted model, not a curated record. NCBI's taxonomy places the organism in Eukaryota, Metazoa, Arthropoda, Insecta, Hymenoptera, Apidae. Bases 626 to 1075 code for a protein of 149 amino acids.